Messenger RNA from Scatophagus argus, 7302 nucleotides. It is a transcript of the gene b4galt6, whose product is annotated as UDP-Gal:betaGlcNAc beta 1,4- galactosyltransferase, polypeptide 6. The record is from RefSeq and is a predicted model, not a curated record. Gene Ontology annotation, molecular function: UDP-galactose:glucosylceramide beta-1,4-galactosyltransferase activity. Gene Ontology annotation, biological process: carbohydrate metabolic process; glycosphingolipid biosynthetic process. Lineage: Eukaryota; Metazoa; Chordata; Actinopteri; Scatophagidae. Bases 713 to 1861 code for a protein of 382 amino acids. The transcript has 9 exons.
CACACGGGUUUCCAUGGCGACGCGGAAGGAGGGGUUGCCCUACACCCACCGGAAACGGUCGCUGCAGUGCCAGCAGAAAAUGUAAAGGAGGCAGACUCGAUAUCGCUUUCACUGAGUUUCUUUCUCACAUAUCACCGUGCACUCAUGCGUGUUGAAUACAACAAUCGUGCGGAAACAGUGCGGAGACACCCGAUGGCAUGACCGGACUCUUGUGUGCGCGGUUUGAUGAAGUAGUGCACCGACUGUUUUGGAAACAUCUCACCGGCCGGGAGUAGACCGUGUGGGUGAAGGCAGAGCGGCCCUGCCCCCUUCAAUGACCAACCAUCAGUGCUAGCGAUAAAAGCAUCGCUGGCGACACCGCAGCCAUGGAAGGCUACCAUGAGUAUUCUUAGGAAGUAUUAUUGCUGAACUCUUGGCCCGUAUUAUAACGGAUUCAGUAUGCCCGACCGGUGGUCCUCCAUGAGGCUCUCUGUUGCCUGAUAUUAACGUUUCAGGCCUGCUUUUUCCAUCUGGAAAUUUCUUGGCAGGGGAAAGCAGGCCAGCUAGCACCGCUAGCGCUAGCCUUUUCCGCGCCGCAUCUCCGGGCUGCUACGGUGCAGGUUUUCCAUGACCACACCACUGACAUUGUUGUCUAUCAAUCUGAGGACUUUUUAACUCCAAAAAAUAUUUUAUGGGAUUCAUAUCGGCGAAGGAGAAGCGGGCCUAAGCCAAAAUGGUGAACUGGAGGCGGCUGCUGCGAAUGUCCAACCGAUCAUUUCUGGCCUUCAUAUUCUUCUUCUCCAUGUCCACCACUUGUCUCUACUUCAUUUAUGUGGCCCCUGGAAUAGCCAACACAUACUUCUUCAUGGUGCAGGCUCAGGGCAUCAUGCUGAGGGACAAUGUGAGGACCAUUGGCCAGAUGAUUCGAUUGUACACUAACAAGAACAGUACACUCAACGGGACGGACUAUCCUGAUGGCAGUAACUCCAGUGAGUACCUGGUCCAGCCAACCACGUACCUCCCUGAGAACUUCACCUAUGCCCAGAACCUCCCCUGCCCAGAACGAUUACCUUCUAUGAAGGGCCUUAUAGAAGUGAACAUGACAGAAAUCCCUAUGGAGGAGAUAGAACUGAAGUUCUCCAAAUUUUUUGACAUUGAAUUUGGAGGCCAUUGGAAACCAAAGGACUGCAGACCUCGUUGGAAGGUGGCCAUCCUGAUUCCAUUUAGAAACCGCCAUGAACAUCUCCCAAUCCUCUUCCAGCACCUCAUCCCCAUACUGCAGAGACAGCGGCUGCAGUUUGCCUUCUACGUCAUCGAACAGAGUGGGAGUCAGCCCUUCAACAGAGCCAUGCUGUUUAACGUGGGGUUCCUGGAGGCCAUGAAGGACUUGGACUGGGACUGCUUGAUCUUCCAUGAUGUUGACCACAUCCCAGAGAACGACCGAAACUACUACGGCUGUGGUCAGAUGCCACGCCACUUUGCUGCCAAACUGGACAAAUACAUGUACAUUCUUCCAUAUAGCGAGUUCUUUGGUGGUGUAAGUGGACUCACUGUGGAGCAGUUCCGCAAGAUUAAUGGCUUUCCCAAUGCAUUCUGGGGCUGGGGAGGAGAGGAUGAUGACUUGUGGAACAGGGUUCACUAUGCUGGUCUGAAUGUCACACGGCCAGAGGGAGAGAUCGGCAAGUACAAGUCCAUUCCUCACCACCACAGAGGAGAGGUGCAGUUCCUUGGGAGGUAUAAACUGCUGAGGUAUUCCAAAGAGCGGCAACACUUGGACGGCCUCAACAACCUCCAUUACAGCCCCCACAUCUCCCUCAGCAGCCUGUACAAGAACAUCACGGUGGACCUGCACCCUGAGCUCGCUCCCAUUGCAGACUACUGAAGUGCCCCCACCCACCAUCCCACGCCCCCACCCCCACCCAAAUCCUGGCCCACGGUCCCCAGCUAACCCAGCUCCCCUCCGGUCUGGCGUCCCAGUGCGCCCCCCGCCCUCAUCCCCGUUCAGAGGGAGGGCAGAGGAUGGGGUGAGGGGGUGGUGGCGGCGGCACAGGCCAGGAGUGGUGAAGAGGCGCACCAUGUAAUGCUGCCAAGAAAUUUUAGAGAGGAAACAACAACAACAAAAAAAAGAAAAAGAAAAUCCAAAUGGAAACAAAAAAGAGGAAAAAAAAAAAUGAAGAGGCAUUGGAAGCCUCUCAAAGCGAACUGUUGAUUGUGUGUGUCAGUGAAUCUGUGUGCGUGCGUGCGUGUGUGUGUGUUUGUGUGUGUGUGAGAGAGAGAUGGGUGAGUUGCUGCAUGUCUUUUUGUCCGUGCCGGCUUUACUACUACAAGUCUACUAUGAGUCUUGGUUUAGAUUGGAGGGAGCAGCAGCAUCUCAGCUCUGGUGUUUACUGCAAAGCCUUAAUGUGGCAGAACCACAGCUCCCUCGGCUCGGCUCGGCUCGGCUCGGCUCCGCACUGCUUCACUUCUGAUGUAUCACCGUCACCUUACAAGCCAACAGACAAGAUCUUGUCUCACUUUCUACUAUCAUUUGUUUUAUACAUAUCAUUUUGUUAGGCCACAGUAUUCCUUUUAAAGGAGGGAUCUGAACGAGGUCGAUGUUAAUGUUUGUGAUGUAUACUUUUUUUUUUUUUAAUUAUUUUUUAAUUUACAUAUAUGGUUAUUUAUUUUCUCUGAUUCAGGAUGUUUGAAGAAGCACUCCUGUCUGCGUUACUCAAGUGUUUGCUGUUUGUUUCGCUGCACUGCUGCUGAAUCCGCAUGAACAUGUAUGUAAAUAUCGGCCUCUUCAAGCUCGAACACAGAACACUAAUAUGUAAAUAUGGGCCUUUAAAUGCUCGGGCAUAUUAACAGUGAUAUUCCAGUGGGUUUGAAUUUUAUUUUGGCAGCUACCUUCGUUAUGAGGAUUUACUAGGAGUGAGUGGUUUCUUCCUAACAGGAAGAUCUUCUAACAAUAUAAGAUGUUUGGCUUUAAAAGAAAAGAAAAAAAAAAAAGGAAUAUCCAAAUCUUGAGAUUUGACAUUAUUUUUUUGCAUGCCUUAAUUUAUUUUGUUUACCAAGUUUUUUUUUCUUCUUCUUCUUCUUUUCAAACAUAAGUUAUUUCAUCAGUUGGAGAUGUGUAUAUUUUUAAAUUUGCCUUUUGUUGUGCUUUUUAUUUUUUUUUUCUCUCCUUUUGAGGUGCACUGUUUGAAAAGAGGAGAGCUGCUCCUCAGAGGGAGGGAGGGAGGGAGGGAGGGAGGCAGGCGUGACCCAGUGUCUCGUCCGUGAGCAGGGUCGGCCAUUACAGCAGGAGUGUGUCCACACAACAUGCUUUAUUACAGGUUCAUGGUCUCAUGUGAGUGUAUAUAUAUAUAUUUUUUCCGUCUCAGAUUUGUUGUUUAUGAUUUUUAUCCUGAAGACUUAGUGCUGGACCAUGUGUUAAAGCUCUUCAUUGUACUGUACCAUGCACUGAAGCAUGGAUUUGGGCUGGAUGCUGUGUGUGUGUGUGCGUGUGUGUGUGUCUGGACUGUGGUGUUCCUCUAAUUAUUUUUGGAAAGCUUGUGAGGCAGUCAGAAAGGCCAGAAUGAGAGAACCUUAGUGUCAGCUUGUCACAGCUGAGGCUACUGCUGUUCUUGAAUGGCACACGCUGUGAAAAGUUUAAUUUCUUAAAGCUUUGAGCACUGCAGAGAUGGAGAGAAGGCUGUAGAUUACUUUUGACCAGUUGUUCACUGUUAAGAUUCUCCUUAAUUUACCUGAGUUUGGACCAUGAGUUUUGUAUGUUUGGACAUUCUUCUUGCAUUGUUUGUCUUGUUACGUUAUAUUAGAACUCUGGCAAUUUUUGACCCGGGCCUUAUCUCCCGUCCUAUCCCAUCACUGCUCUCUUAUCAGCUGCUUUGUGAUGUGUCUUCUCGAGCCGUGGAUAUACUCAUACAGACACGUGGUUGGUCUGUUCUGUUCGUACCUGCUGGAGUCGUUGGAGGUGUGCAGUUGUCCGCACAGAGCCUAGGCAUACACCUGCUGAUGAUGAAAUGUAUGUCAUGCAGAGCGGCACACAUUGACGGAAAGUGUAAGUCCAGCUUCGGGAGGUCUGGGUACACUGUGUGAUUUUUGGCCUUCAGUCGUCAGUCCAGUCCAAAGCUGCCACGAGUAGUCAUUUGCAAGACAGUUUUGCCGUUUACCAUUACCAGUGCCAUUUUGAUCAAAUCGAUUUAUCCCGUAUCUGAUUUUCUGCCUUACUUUGUCAUUACGACUUUGCGUUGUAGGCUGUUGUUUGGAAAACAGCAGUUUGAAGGUGUCACUUUGGACUUAAUUGUUAAAAUAAUCAAAGCAGCAGUCAGCAAUAAUAAAAAUAAAUGUUAGUUGCAGCCCAAAAUCCAGGUUGGUCCUGCGUUUCACUAUGAGGCACAUCCACCGAUGGUCCAUUUAGAGCUUUGGUCACCAAAGACAGCGAAGACGUUAAGAACCGCGUGGUUUCUCUGUGACGAGAGCACGACAGAUGUUGCACACACAUCUGCUCUGUGAUAUAGUGUGUGGAUGCAGGUUUUUAAUGUAGUGAAAAUGUUGAGAAACCAACUGACCAUGAGGUCCAUUGAAUAAACAUUCUAGAUCAUAUCACGUGUUCGUCAGUAGAUGUUCCAUGAAAAGCGUGUGAACUGAUUGCCACAGACUAACUACUUAAUGGCCUGAGUGGGGAGAUGAUUUCUGUGUGGGAUGAACCUAAAUGAAACCACGAACACGCGAAUAUGUCUGACGAUAAUGACGUGAAUAUCGCUUGGUUCUGAACAGUUAAAAGUUCCCUUGCUGGACUUUGGGGAAACCAUAAUUUUAUAAGACAAACAAUGAACUGAUUCACAGAGGAAGUGAUCAACAGAUUAGUUGAGGAUUUUAAGAAAGAUCCUUCAUUCCAGCUUUGUAGUGCUGUGAUGGACCAAGUCUGGUGGGUAGGGGUGUCACAAAAUAUUGAUACAAUUGAGUAUUGAUUUUUUAAUUCCUAAUUUACAUGCAAAGAUAUUUAUAGUUGUGGUUCAGCUUGAUGGCAGCGUUGUAACCUGUAAUCCAUUUGACUUGUCUAAGCCAAUUUAGCAACAUGAGCUGAGACAGGAAGCGCAUGCCACUAGUGUAAACGCAAAAGAACACAGGCAUAUGAGACAGGAUGUUUACUCGUAAACCCGGUGUCAUGAUGCGUGUCUGCUGACUCUUUCCCACGGUGAACCUGGACGACGGCUGGUAUUACGCAGUGUGCAGGGUCUGCGCUCAGGCUUUUGUUGGUGUGCGUCUCUCACGUCGGUGCUGACAGGCUGACAAAAGCAGCUUGUGCUUCGGUUCCUCCAUGGCCUCGGAACCAGAAGUGUUAAUAAUGCACCACUUCUCACUUCAGUGGUAUUUUUAGCUUUAAAUGAUGCAUGUCGUUACAAGAACCAGUGUGUGCAUUGAAAUGGCUUUUGCGUUUGUGUUGCUGUUCAUAUUUGGAAACUCUGAUGUGGAUCCGCAUCUAGUAAAGCAGCUGAUGAGAUUUUCUUGACAAUAGAUGGAUGGGCAGGAUGGAGCAAAUUUGGUUUUGGUAUGAAAUGGCCAGAGUGAUGUAUAUAGUUUGUUUUUAUAGUUUUAAAGCCCGUCGGUCAGUACAACCAGGCUUCCUCCACACAGACGCUGCAAGGACUUGUGGGAAAGGCCUUUUUUCUUUAAUUCUUUAAGUCACGGUGGAUAUAUCCUGACCCCACCACCACAGAAGCCCCCGCAGCAGUGAUUGUUGGAGCAGCCUGUAUAUCAUUUGGAGAUUUUUCUUUUUUCUUUUCCUCCAAAGCAGACGUGGCUGAACCUCGUGAGUUAAGCCACAAAGCUUUAACAUUUCAUAUCAGCUAAUGGGAAGAGCAGAGUCACCAGUCGGACUGAUGUUGUGCUGAAGGUUGUUGCUGUCUGGGGAAUAGUGUUUGCUUUAGCUGAUGAUUCUCUUGUGCUAUGCCUUUCUAAGCUUAGUACCACAUUUUUAUUAUUGUUUUUUUUUUUGCACAUGAGAACAAAUCGGCCGGGGUUGAUGUGUUUGUGGACUGUGUAGCAGUAAUAUGGAGCAUUGUUGGGAAGUGGUCUUCAUCACGACAUUGUAUCCAGAACUCUGGGUGAUCAGCUGGUUAGGGUGUAGAUAGGACCGCGUAGUUGCAGGACCCCCCUCCCCAUCACCUCUGCACAUACACUACCCCAUGUUCUGUUGCUAAAGUAUUUAAUGGAGCAUUCAUGCCUUAAUUACUUAUUACUGUUUGUAGUGAAAUAUGAGAAGAAGUGUUAAGAUUUUGUCUCUUAAAAAAUACUUAAAAAUAUUAAGCCACUUCCAUGAGGGACAAGACUCAAUGUCCUGGUACAGUUGACUCUCAAACAUUUUCUGUCACGAACCCCCCAUCCAUCCCCAAAUGACAUUUUGAACUGCAUGUUACCUUUUGUUUCUACAUAUGAUUUGUUGCACAAAGUUAUGUUUCCAGGCUACAUUGGCAUUGAACUCGGCACCAAGACAGGCUACAUUGUGUUUCCUUGACUUCAGUUUUCUUCCCCAGCCCCACAGUUUGUGUCUAGGGGGUAACCUGGCCCCUACAUCAUGUUCUCAAGCCCUCAUUUUCCCUCUCCUGGAGUUUGGAGCAAAACAAACCUUAAUAAUUAUGGAACAUCUUUUCUCCUUCUCUUGUACAACGAUAUGAUUUUAAACCAGUACUUACAGUGUAGUUUGAUAGCAGCAUUCUAAAUUAUUAUCAGCAAACAUCUCCUUUAGGCAUCAGUGCCCAGAACUGUAUAUGUAUAUGAUGGACUUUUACCCCCAUGUCCUUUGGGACAUGGUGGUUCCUCUUUCAGUAGAGAAAGAUAAGAGCCAAAAACACUGAAAACUACACUUCCCCUAAUGCAGCUCAAAGUUUCCCUCUUUUCUCUGUAAAUGCAGAUUUGCAGCUCUUUGUUACAAACCCAGGGGUGGUAUAAGCCUGAUGACGUCGCUGUGACAUCAUCAGGAUUAUGAACAAGUUACUGAUCAUUAUGUAUAAGACUGGCGGUGUGGAUGAGGCACAUCAGUCAAAAAUGACAGUACUGAAUAUAUCCAUAUCACCAACUGACUGUAUUUAACGGAGACGCUUCCUCUCCUUCUUCCACUGUUGCGUUUUAACAUUCUUUCCCUCUGUUUAAUUGAAAGAACGGAGUCAGGAUAACUACAUUUAGAAAGAGUGUCGGUGUUAGGAGGUGGUGUGACAGGAUGGUGAGCACACUGUGUUCCAUUAUUGUCAUGGAUAUUCUGAGUGUCUAGCAACCCCUGCUCCGGACGCCAAGUGCUGAACUGACAUCAUUUGUGUAAAUGGUUUGUUUUAGUCCUUGGCU